This is a messenger RNA of Telopea speciosissima, 1876 nucleotides long. RefSeq names its product two-component response regulator-like APRR2. The record is from RefSeq and is a predicted model, not a curated record. The coding region runs from base 193 to 1866 and encodes 557 amino acids. Gene Ontology annotation, molecular function: transcription cis-regulatory region binding; DNA-binding transcription factor activity. Gene Ontology annotation, biological process: positive regulation of DNA-templated transcription; phosphorelay signal transduction system. Gene Ontology annotation, cellular component: nucleus. NCBI's taxonomy places the organism in Eukaryota, Viridiplantae, Streptophyta, Magnoliopsida, Proteales, Proteaceae. The transcript is spliced from 12 exons.
CAAAAUUCUGGCUCUUCUUCUUUUAACGGGUUCUUCAUAUGGAUCCUGAAGAACAGUGAACACAUGAACUGUCCACUUAGCAUCACACUCUUAAGGGAUUAUAUGAUCUGGGUCCUGCAGUAUUAGAACAGCAUCCUGACGAGUAGUGAUCUCCCACACUCCUGAGUAGACUGAAGGAAUGCCAAGUCAACUAUGGUUUGCACUGAAGAUGAUCAACUGGGCUGGAAGGAUUUUCCUAAAGGCCUCAGGGUUCUUCUCCUUGACGAAGACAGUGAAUCGGCUGCAGAGAUAAAAUCAAGACUUGAGAAAAUGGAGUACAUUGUUUCCACAUUUUGCAACGAGAAUGAAGCAUUGACAGCUAUUUCAAACAAAACCGAGUGCUUCCAUGUUGCCAUAGUGGAGGUCAGCACAGGCAAUAACCAUGGGAGUUUCAGGUUUCUCGAGAGUGCCAAGGACCUACCUACCAUCAUGACAUCAAAUAUCCAGUGCUUAAGCACUAUGAUGAAGUGCAUUGCACUUGGUGCGGCAGAGUUCCUUCAGAAGCCACUAUCUGAAGACAAAUUGAAGAACAUUUGGCAGCAUGUGGUUCAAAAGGCCUUAAAUGCAGGAGGAACAGGCAUCUCCAAAUCAUUGAAGCCCAUCAAAGAUACCAUAGUUUCCAGGCUUCAGCUCCAAGUGGAAACGAUGAACCCACAGAGUGAAAAUAUCUUGGAAAUGGAAAGCGAACCCCAGGACUACAAGCAUAACCAUGAGCAUUCAGCGGCUAGUGAUAGGUUUCCAGCACCUUCAACCCCACAAUUGAAACAGGGGGGAAGAUUGUUAGACGAUGGUGACUGUCAAGACCAACCUAACUCCGCAAUGGAGAAAGAGUCUGGGGAUCAAGAAGCAGAAUCAAAAUCUGUCGACAUUACUUACAGCAAUCCUGCUGAGGAAACUACUAUUAAAGUUGAUCUAGCACCAGGCACCAAAGGUGCUGGGAUCAAAGAGGAGGAUGACUCACAUGAUGGUUCUAAGACUGGAACCAAUAUAUCUUCUCAACAAAAUGAUAAAGACAGGGUAGCGGAUUCUGGAGUUGAGGAAAAGACAUCAAACCUUCCUUCUUUUUGUGGGACCAGAGUAAACAAGAGGAAGAUAAAGAUCGACUGGACUCCUGAACUGCACAAACGAUUUGUGCAAGCAGUUGAGCAACUGGGGGUCGACCAAGCCAUCCCUUCUCGAAUUCUAGAAUUAAUGAAGAUGGAUGGUUUGACAAGACAUAAUGUAGCAAGCCACCUCCAGAAGUAUCGAAUGCAUCGAAGACACAUCAUGCCAAAGGAAGAUGAUCGGAGAUGGCAUCAUCCAAGGGACACUAUGCAGAGGGUUUAUGCACAAAACCCUGUCAUGGCCUACCCUCCAUACCAUGCUAAUCAUGGUUUCACAACCAGCCAGAUAUACCCUGUAUGGGGUCAUCCUCCCAGCAUCCAAAUGUGGGGUCAUCCAGGGUUCCCCUCGUGGCAGCCUUCAGAAAUCUGGCCUUGGAAAACUUAUGCAGGGAUGCAUGCUGAUGCAUGGGGAAGCCCUGUGAUGCCCACACCACAAGUUCCAUCCUCGCCCUUUCCUCAAGUGCUCAAUUACCCAGGCUGUCAUGGUUCAGACACAGGUCAGGAGCCAGGAAACUUGCAGAAAUUCCCACUUGAGUUUAAUCCGGGAGAGGAGGAGAUUGACAGGGUGGUGAAGGAGGCAAUAAGCAAGCCGUGGCUGCCUCUACCAUUGGGACUAAAGCCUCCUUCCACCGAAAGUGUACUCUCUGAACUUUACAGCCAAGGCAUCUCCACCAUUCCUCCUCACACCUCCACCACCACCACCAACAUCAAUUCAUGGUAUUAAAAAAAAAAAA